UCAUUCUUCGAUACUUCACUAGAUUCAAAGCAUUCGAGUCAACGAACCUUCUAACAUGGCUUCAGUAGUAAAAACUCUGUCCCUUUGCCUGUGCCUCAUUGCAUUUGUUACACUGGAAAUCAAAGCCCAAACCACCGAUCGCACUUCGGAGUUUCAAGCCCUCUGUGAUAGAUACAGAACAGUGAUGAACGACUGUGAAGAAAGACUUCCCGGGCUAGUGACUGCUGAUGAGCAGGCUUUGCUGAAGUCAGCCGAUAAUAAUCAGGUGUGUUUGGAAGAGGAAGGUGAAACGAACUUUGCCGAUGCUUGUAAGAUCUUGGAGAGCGUUUGCAUCCGAGUUGUCUCGUGUCCCGCUUCAGCUCGUUUUAGGCGUUCCUCCUCCGUCUCUGCCUCUGCUGAAUCAUCCGUUGAGUCUAGUGAAACAGACUAAGAAGGCCAUCUCCAUGACAUGUCAAAGGUCGUUACCUUGAAUAUUGUCUUGAAAGGAGAUCAAAGAGUCUUGUUCUGUCAUCUGCUAGUUAUAUGAAUUUGUAUUUAUGUAAAUCUAAU
Strongylocentrotus purpuratus (purple sea urchin) is the source of this 549-nucleotide messenger RNA. RefSeq lists its product as uncharacterized. The transcript has 4 exons. The coding region runs from base 56 to 430 and encodes 124 amino acids. Lineage: Eukaryota; Metazoa; Echinodermata; Echinoidea; Camarodonta; Strongylocentrotidae. The record is from RefSeq and is a predicted model, not a curated record.